GGGCUGAAGGGAGGAGCUUAUGUCUGCUGACUCUGCUGACUAUUCACGAACUUCAUGACUCACGGCAGUGCAAAGAUGAUCAACAUUGAUCAGUGAUUGGACUUGAAACAAAAGCACACACCCUGUAUGCCCGCAGGUCAGGUGGCACGCUGGAUCUUCCAGGGACCUGGCAUGGUGCAGCUGAAUGCCAGUUGCAUGGACGGUGCCCGGCUAGAUUUCUAUGUGAUUUCUGGGGACCGAGAUGAAAUGAGAAGAAGACAACGAGGGCAUCAUACGCCGGUGAUGAAGGAUCAUCCGGACUGCCAGGGCUGCAGUGAGUUCUGGAUGGAAAGCUACCUGCCGCUGUUUUACCGAAACGUGACGAUGAUGGUGGCCAGUAAUCAGGACGGCAGCGCCAAUGUGCGCAUGCAGUUCACCGAAUCCUUGCUGGACGUUCCGUCUUGCAUGGAUCUCUGUUUCGGGAGGCCCUGGGGAUUUAUGGGCAUGGUGCUCAUGCUGGCAUUGCUAUUGGCUUGCUGCUUCCACUUAUCUCGUCCCAUGAUGCGCCGCGAUCGCGACGGAGACGACGAGGCCUGGGCUCCUCACUUGGUGCAGUGUCGAAGGCCGCCGAAACCCCGGGAGGCUUGGAGGUCAUGGAUACUCCAUGGCUGCAUCAUGACCUAUCCCUGGAACCCUUGGUACAAUGAUCCCCUGGAAUAUCCUCUGCGAUGCUUGGUCUUGAUGGUGAGCUUGGGACUGACGAUGUUCAUUUCCACCCUCUAUGGUCACUUCUUCAGCUACUGGGACAGUUCGAUCAGCCUGGGUCCAUGGGAGACGGUCGCGGACAAUGAGCCGGAGAUGUCCACAAGCAUGCAAGGUGCAUUGGAGGUGUCCGUUUUGUGCGCCGUCAUCGAAAGUUCGCUGCGGAUGCUGGCGCUGGCCUUGUUUCGCUCCUCGCUGGCCUGCUCGCGGCUGCAGAAGCGUUGGCAUGCUCAGGCCCCUGCGCUGGUCUUGGCCACGGCAGUGGUGAUGUUUUGCAUCGCUUAUCCCUUGGGAUUGGCCACUUCCGCGCACCUUUGUGGUUACGUCAGACAUCUUUCGGCGCAGUUUCUUAUGUCGCAGCUGAUUCGUGGUUUGCCAAUGGCUCUGGCCGUGACGAGCUUACAGUACCUCUUACUCAAGGCCUGGGGCAAAGCCAUUGAUCGGGGCGAGCCCAUGGUAAACACUGGAGAGAUGGCCCAGCUGAGAGGCUGAGCACCUAUGACUUUCAGAAGGAUUCUGAAAUCUUGGUUGGCUGAAUGAUGCUGAAUGCUGAAUGAUGCUUAAAUGACAUGUGGUGAUGAACACAAAGUCUGAUUCAUCAAUCUCUCAAUGAACCUGAUCGCCAAAGGCAAGGUUCAGGAGCCGGCGACCCUGCGCGCAUUGACGG
This is a messenger RNA of Cladocopium goreaui, 1408 nucleotides long. NCBI's taxonomy places the organism in Eukaryota, Dinophyceae, Suessiales, Symbiodiniaceae. The record is from the annotation of a GenBank genome assembly.